AUGGUGAGCCAACCCCGGGGCUUCCCUGUCGAAGCAGCAGGUAUAUGCCUGGAGAGCGACCAGCCAACCAGCCAACAGGCCAACGGUGCGAUCGCAUCGGGCGCUGCCCCGGCCGCCAGCAGCGCCCCCCCUGCUCGCUUGUCCUCCUGCUUCUUCAUCUCCUGCUCGUCUCGUUCUCCAGCUCUCCACUUGUUUGUGCUGCUUCUCUGGCUGGCUUUCUCUGGCUUCUGGCUUCUGGCUGCUCCCUCGCUUGCUCCACCGCCCCUGCUCUCCCGUGCCCCGAAGUGA
Molecule: messenger RNA, 288 nt
Organism: Nannizzia gypsea CBS 118893
Lineage: Eukaryota; Fungi; Ascomycota; Eurotiomycetes; Onygenales; Arthrodermataceae
Exons: 2
Coding region: 1-288 (95 amino acids)
Source: RefSeq, a predicted model, not a curated record